GUUUACACAGCUUGAUCUAUGACAAUAAAACUGAAUCCAUGAGAACAAUUAAUAUACUUGAAAGAAUGAAUGUUUAUCAAGAAGUAUUUCUCAGCAUGCUAUAUACAGUGCUUCAUUUGAAAAGAUUUUGAUGCUAACCUGUACUUGUGCGAAGAAGCCUUUGGUCUUUUGCCUUUUAAUACUUUUGCAAGACUAUCAAAUACACUCGUUUUGUACCCUUACUUAUUUGUCCUGUUGAUCACGGCCACAACAGCUGCUGUUGUCUCUUUUCAAAACCUUAGUGGCCGUGCGAGUAUCAAAUCCGCGGGAAAACAACCCACGUCCGCCACCGUGUUCAAACCUGCUAUGGCUUACCAUUUGGUCCACACCAUUUCAUUCGGGCUCCUGGCCUUAAGCACCAUGAGUUCCUUCCGGGAAUAAUGGCAGAGCUGUCAGAGCUGAGAGAAUUCUACGACCCGGACACGGUGGAGCUAAUGAACUGGAUUAAGUCCAACACUCCCAAGAAAGCAGUGAUUGCAGGAAGCAUGCAGCUCUUAGCAGGGGUUAAGCUUUGCACUGGAAGAAUUUUAACCAAUCACCCCCAUUAUGAAGACAAGAGCCUGCGAGAAAGAACAAAGCAGGUUUAUCAGGUGUAUGCCAAAAGAUCGCCCGAAGAUGUCCAUAGGAUCCUCAGAUCUUUUGGCACCGACUUUGUGAUCUUGGAGGACAGCAUUUGUUAUGAAAGACGGCAUAGCAGGGGUUGUCGGUUGCGUGACCUUCUGGAUAUUGCCAACGGCCACACUAUGGAUGGUCCUGGAGAAUACGAUCCUGAUCUCAAACCUUCACCGUCGCCUCGCUUCUGUGAGGAAAUCAAAAGAAAUCUGCCCUCCUACACAAUGUAUUUUACUAAAGUCUUUCACAACAAAACAUUCCAUGUUUACAAACUGGCUCGACAUCAAAACCACGCAUAGCUUUGCUAAAAAUGGCUCUUUUUUAAAAAGAAAAGAAAGGGAAAUUGUUUUAGGUCGGUUGAAAGUGUUUCAUUUUUAAUCCCUCGAUAAUUCAAGAACGCUUGGUUUCGUAACACUUUACAUGUGCCAUAAUGUAAGUUAUCAAAAACAGAGGCCAUAUAUACACGGAGAUCAUGAAAAGCAAAUUUUUCAUAACUUCUAUUCCAAUAUUUCAUGAUUUAAAAAAAAAAAAGAUCUAAAGAUGAGAAAGAGUCCCUUAUGCCACCCUCUACUCAUCUACAUCCUCUGCACCAAGGGUCUCUAUGGGUCUUCUCUUCCCAUUUAGUCUUUAGGGAAUUCUGCCAGAGUUUGGUAUACACAUGGGCCUUAUAAGUUGGAAAUCUUUUUGACAUUUUACCCUUCCCUAUCCUUGUUAAGGACUGACAACAGGAUGGGACUAUUUAGAACAGUGCUUCUCAGCCCUGGCAAAUUUUAAAUUGUGUAGAUUUCAACUUCCAGAAUUCCUCUGGCUGCCAGGGGAAUUCUGGGAGUUGAAGUCCACAUGUCUUAAAGUUGGCAAGGUUGGGAAAGGGCUGCAGUGGCUCAGAAGCUGAGCUUGCCAAUCAGAAGGCCAACAGUUCAGCGAUUCAAAUCCCUAGUGCCGCGUAACAAAGUGAGCUCC
Thamnophis sirtalis is the source of this 1611-nucleotide messenger RNA. Lineage: Eukaryota; Metazoa; Chordata; Lepidosauria; Squamata; Natricidae. The record is from RefSeq and is a predicted model, not a curated record.